ACCAUCGGGGGGCGGCACAGACGCAUCAUUCAUCAGCACUCAGAGGAAGCAAAAUCGAAACUCCUCAAUGAGUUCACCUUCAGAUAAAUAGUUUUUCUUUUUUCCGCUCGGGUUUAUUUUAAUCCCUUUGCGUAUUGACACAAUGAACGGGUCCUUGCACUCAUCUCGGGACGCACUGGAGAUAAAACUUAGGCGAGGCCCGGCAGGUUUAGGAUUCAAUAUUAUCGGGGGCGUGGACCAACAAUAUGUUGUUAAUGACAACGGCAUUUAUGUGUCCAAAAUCAAACAAGAUGGAGCAGCAGCCCAGGAUGGAAGACUCCAGGAGGGAGACAAGAUUCUCUCGAUAAAUGGGAUCCCGCUGGAGAAUCGGACACACAAAUCUGUGGUGGAGCUGUUCAGAACGGCGGGAGAGAGCGUGGAGCUCCGUGUUCAGAAAAAGCCCUUUCUCGAGGACCAGCCCACAGACUCACAACCCGAGCACCACUCGCCGUCGUCAUAUCUGGAAAUCCUAGCUCUAUUUGCUGGAGUCAUAGUACUCCUAGCAGUCGCUUAUAAAAUGAAAAAAUAGACAAAAGACCUUUUUUAUUUACAUUGGCAGUAUCUAUAUAUUCAUUUUAAUAUCAAAAACUUUGCUUAAAUGCCAAAGAAGUGAAUGAAGGAACAAAGUCUGAACAUUAGAGCUUAUUUUUUGAUUAGUAGGUAAUGAUUUUUUUCCUUGUUCCUCCAUAUUUGGUGGUUUGACACCCUAAGCAACAGGAUUCUCUCUUAACACAGAGAUCAUGUUAAAUUAAGCUAUCUGUGAUGCACAGAGAAGAAGGACGUGGAUGUUUCCACUGCGUGGCGUCCUGUGCCCGAGUUCAUUAAUUACACUGAAAGACGGGUUUGUGAUCGAUCACUCAAUGGCUUCUUCGUAUUUCCGUUAUGGAUGGUAGAUGUGUAAGCGUGGGAGGAGCUCACUGUUAUCUCUAAGUUCAAGGUUUGAUUUUCAUUUUUGCUCAGGAUCAUGAGGGGAGCAUCUCCUGGUUGUGCUACUCACAUCCAGUUGUAGGAUCAGAAACUCCUUCAAAUAAUGUGAUGGAUUAUCCCAAAAGGAACGUUUUGGGUGUCUUUAUGUUUUUAGUGAUGCUAAUGGCAGAAUCAGUUUGCUCCUUGUUGCCAUAAAUGAAAAUCAACCCAUCAAAUCCACUCAUCAGUUUAUUCUUAUGAAUUUCCUCCUCAAAAUAAAAUCCAACCUGUCCGUGGGCUCGUUAGUUUGAAUCACAUUUCUGUUUAUAAUUGUUUACAAUAAUGUUUAUCCCAAGGAAUAAACUAUAUUACAGUUAUUUUUGAUCCACGGAAACUGUCCUCAGCUGGAGGCUGAGACGUUCCUUUUGGUUUAGCUGACGUGAAAUAAACCAUUAUUGUGACAGACCAAUUGCUGUUAAAUGGGGAUUAGUCAGAUGUGUAUUGUGGAUGUCUUUCUGCACAUCUGUAGAAUAAAUGUCUGGUUGUGGUCCUUAUGUAAAUAUAUUUCAUGUAACUGCUGAGUGAGGUUGUUUGUGUAGUAAGCCUGAAAACCAAUCAGAAGCAUAAAUAAACAGUCCGUGUUUGACCUCCACAUACCAAAUAAAAAUAUAAUUCACAUCCA
Molecule: messenger RNA, 1627 nt
Organism: Nothobranchius furzeri (turquoise killifish)
Lineage: Eukaryota; Metazoa; Chordata; Actinopteri; Cyprinodontiformes; Nothobranchiidae
Gene: synj2bp
Product: synaptojanin 2 binding protein
Biological process (GO): cell-cell adhesion; receptor localization to synapse; chemical synaptic transmission
Cellular component (GO): basolateral plasma membrane; neuromuscular junction; neuron projection
Molecular function (GO): protein binding
Source: RefSeq, a predicted model, not a curated record